Molecule: messenger RNA, 711 nt
Organism: Eupeodes corollae
Lineage: Eukaryota; Metazoa; Arthropoda; Insecta; Diptera; Syrphidae
Product: guided entry of tail-anchored proteins factor 1
Exons: 2
Coding region: 134-661 (175 amino acids)
Biological process (GO): tail-anchored membrane protein insertion into ER membrane
Source: RefSeq, a predicted model, not a curated record
CAUCUAUAGUCGGCCUUAACAAAUGCCAAGUUCCAGGUGGACCAUUGGAUGAAAAGAAUUGCGAUUCCUUAAUUUUUUUGAUACAGUGGCAAAAUAUUUGUAAUAAACUCAUAAAUAUAAUUAAAAUAUUAUCAUGUACCUCUUCGUGGGCAUAAGUUUAAUAACAUUUUUGAUGACAUUCUCUCAAAACUUCAUCAAAUUUCUAUCUCUUGGAUCGAGAUUCAUAAAGCAAACCGAUAACAGAGGGAUUUUGAAAGCAAUUGAAUUGACCAAACAUGAACUCAAGGAACUAAAUGAAUCAGAUAUGGAAGAUUUUACCAAAGUCGUUCGCAGGAUGCGCAUUGAAAACAAAUUAAGUGGUUUAUGUAAAAACCUAAGAGACAACCAAGAAAUGGUCAGACUGAAAGGUGCUUCCGUGGAUCUUAUUUGCGGAUACGCUGUUAAAUUUAUUCUUGUACUUAUGCUGGCAUAUAUCUCUUUUAAAUAUCGAUACACUCCAGUGGUUGUAUUCGACGACCGAUUUGAUUUUGCUCCACUUGGGGGAAUUGUCACGUUUCCUACGGGUGUUCCAAAUGCAAUAUCAGUGCCAUUCUGGGUUUUUUCCUGUAAUCUUUCAUUUAAAUGGUUUGGCGGAUAUUUGAGUACCAUGUUAGCUAGUUAAGUUGUUUGUUUUGAGCCAUAUGCAUAAACUUUAAUAUAAUUUAAAAACAA